AUGCAGGCCCCAGGAAGCCAGGAGCCCCUUCUCCACCCGCUGCGCCCCCAGCCCUUGCCGCAAGCACUGUCUCGCUGUGCCACUCCUGAGAACGUGCUGCGCUGCUCUUCAUUCUCCCUUGUUGCCUUUACCGCCCUCUCACCCCGAGAAGUCCUCCCCUUCUGCAGGUACAGGAGGACGGCGAUGGAUGGAGGUUGCCCUCCCCUCUGCAUCGUGUGCACGGCGCCCUCCAAGCCAGUGCAGACCCUGCAGGCAUUUCACGGCGUGCUGUUUGAAGGGUCCCUACAAAGGCUUGGCGACAUCUGCUCCCUAACUUUCAACCCCUUGGGGAUCAGCAGUGAUGGGUUAAUGAUAAAUGCCCGGACGUGGAACCUGACCAAACACUUGUAG
Rangifer tarandus platyrhynchus (Svalbard reindeer) is the source of this 390-nucleotide messenger RNA. The record is from the annotation of a GenBank genome assembly. NCBI's taxonomy places the organism in Eukaryota, Metazoa, Chordata, Mammalia, Artiodactyla, Cervidae.